This is a messenger RNA of Cuscuta epithymum, 3635 nucleotides long. NCBI's taxonomy places the organism in Eukaryota, Viridiplantae, Streptophyta, Magnoliopsida, Solanales, Convolvulaceae. The record is from the annotation of a GenBank genome assembly.
AUUACACAGCAAAGCAAGCUAGUGAUGAAAACAAAACAUAGCUAGCUAGCUAUGUCCCAAACUCAAUGGUUGAAAUUCUUCACUCUCUUCACACUAUCCCAAAUCACCAACUCAGAUUCUUGGCAAGCAGAAACACCACCUCCAAUUCCCAUUUUGCCCCUCCCAAGCUUCUCCCAGCUCAAAUGGCAACAAAGGGAAGUGAUAAUGUUCCUUCACUUUGGAGUCAACACAUUCACUGACCGUGAGUGGGGCACCGGCCGGGAGAGCCCGGCCAUCUUCAACCCGGCCUCUCUAGACGCCGAUCAGUGGGUGGAGGCGGCGGCGGAAGCCGGGAUCUCUCUCGUCAUACUCACGGCCAAACACCACGACGGAUUCUGCCUCUGGCCGUCCAAAUACACCGACCAUUCCGUCACGGGGAGCCCGUGGAGGAACGGCCGGGGAGACGUUGUCCGUGAGUUUGUUAACGCCGCUAAGGGCCGCGGUGUGGAUGUGGGGUUGUACCUUUCCCCUUGGGAUCGCCAUGAUCAUAGAUAUGGCCGUACCAAGGAAUAUAAUGAAUUCUAUUUGGCUCAAUUACAAGAACUUCUCACCAAUUAUGGAAGUGUGAGAGAAAUAUGGUUUGAUGGAGCGAAAGGUCCAAAUGCACCAAACAUGACAUAUUUGUUCAAUGAUUGGUUUGAAAUGGUGAAUGAGUUGCAAGGUGCGAUUAACAUAUUUUCGGAUGCCGGGCCGAGCGUGAGAUGGGUCGGGAAUGAACAAGGAUAUGCGGGCCCCACCUGUUGGUCCACCAUUAACCGGACGCUACUUUCCAUCGGCAACAGCAGUGUACUUGAUUAUCUCAACACUGGAGAUUCGAAAGGAACAGACUGGUUACCACCAGAAUGUGAUGUGUCACUCAGGCCUGGAUGGUUUUGGCAUAAAUCAGAAGCACCAAAGACACUUACUAAGCUCCUUGAGAUUUACUACAACUCCGUGGGGCGGAAUUGCUUGCUGUUGCUAAAUGUGCCACCUAACACAAAUGGAUUAAUAUCAAACAGUGAUGUCAUCAGACUAAAAGAGUUCAGAACGGCAAUUGAGAGCAUAUUCUCAACAAAUCUAGCUGAAAACUGUUCUUUUAAAGUUAGUAGCCAAAGAGGAGAUGUAAAUAGCAGGUUUGGACCUGAAAAUGUGAUGGACAAAGAUCAUUUAUGGACUUAUUGGGCUCCAACAGACGAAUACAAGGGACACCAUUGGAUCAAACUUAACACGAAAAGGGAAAAGUUCAGAUUCAAUGUGGUGCGGAUCCAAGAAGCGAUUGGAUUGGGGCAGAGGAUUAAGCGACAUGAGAUUUACGUGGAUGAAGUUAGUGUUGUUAAUGGUACCACUGUUGGUUACAAGAGGUUACAUCGGCUUGAAAAGGGAGUUGUGGAAGGGCAAAGCGUGAAGAUCAAGAUAGUUGGGUCACGGGCAACGCCUUUAAUCUCGUCCAUCGGUCUCCAUUAUGACCCAUAUUGGCAUCCAAUUGAGCAGCCUGCCUAACCAAGAAAACAUAGGCUAAUUUUUUAUGUAUCUCAUCUGUUUUCGAGUUCAAGAUAUUAUUUAGACUCUAUUUGGGAAAAUGAAAAGAAUGUGAUUUGGAGAUAAGGAUGUAAGUUUACAGUGGUAGUGUUGAUGUGUGACUAUUCAGAUUAAAUAUAAUGUGCACUUUCUAUAGGUGAUGAGAUUAUUCAAUUCAGUUUAUUAGUUUUUAUAAAUAAAGACUGGACUCAUAAUCUAUAUAGAUAUAUACCUUAAGCACAUUUUACAAAGAUGAAGGGAUUAAUAAAGACUUAGGCAAAUAAACCUCCAAAUAUAUUGUUUGAGUAAAUAUGAUGUAAGGUAACACUUUCUCUCCUCAUCUCAUAACUUAAUGCAUCCAACAAAGGCUUUAUUUCCUGCAACACACCUUCAGGCGAUCCCCUUACACAAAACUCAUGAACAAACCCAUCAAUUUCAAUCAUGCUGAGCCCAGGAGCUUCUUUCUCUAUUCCUUUACUAUUCAUAAGACUUCUCACUUUCUUCACAUGGUCAAACUUACCAGCCUUUCCAUAAACAUCACACAGGUUAACAUAGAAAGCAUGGUUCAAAGGUUGCAUUGUAAUCAAUUGCUUUGCAACCUUCUCUCCCAAUUCAAAAUUCCUAUGAAUUUGACAUCCACCCAGCAGUGCACCCCAAACGAACACAUCGGGUUCCAUUGGCAUACUUCUGAUAAGCCCUACAGCCUCAUCAAACAGUCCAGCCCGACCCAGUAGGUCAACAAAGCAAGCGUAGUGUUGGAUUUGUGGGUCUAGAGAAUAAACACUCUUCAUUGCAUUGAAAAACCAACGGCCUUUCUCUACUAGCCCAGAAUGGGCACAAACAUAUAUCAGUGAAGUGAAGGUCACAUGGUUUGGCUUUACACCCGCUCUUUCCAUCUCUUUGAAAAGGUCAAAAGCUUUUUUGGCAUUUCCAUGGAGGGCGAAGACAGAAACCAUGGAAGUCCAUGCCAGAACGUCCUUCUUUAUCAUUUUUCUGAAUAUUUGGAACGCUCUGUCAACAUACCCACAUUUCCCAUACAUGUCCACUAAAGCUGUAGCAAUUACUGUAUCAUAUUCGAUCCUCUUUCUUAUUAAGAAACUAUGGAUCCACCUCCCGUGAUCAAUAGCUCCAAGAGACGCGCAGGCUGAAACAACAUUAGCGAUUGUGAUUUUAUCUGGGCUGAUUUUAUCACCAUCUUCACCAGAAAUCUGCAUUUCAUGGAACAAUUCGAGAGCCUCCUUUUCUCUACUGCCCUGAACAAACCCAGUGAUCAUGGAAUUCCAAGUGAUGAUAUUCUUCUUCUUCAUGCUCCUGAAAAGCUCCAUUGCGAAAUCAAGCUCUCUGUUUCUCAAACACCCUACAAUCAUAGAAUUCCAUGACACUAUAUCUCUAUAAGGCAUUUCGUCGAACACCUUUAGAGCACUGUUAAUCAACCCACUUCCGUAAUACAGACUAAUCAGUGUGUUUUGAGUGAUAACAUCACAUUGAAACCCGAACUUCAAAACAUGCCCAUGGAUGCUUUGACCCGCAAACCUUUCACCAACCCUGUUAACGCAUUCUUUCAACACGAAGGGCAAGGUAAUAAAGUCCGGUGAAAACCCAUCAAAUAACAAUCUUUUGUACAGCGCUAGUGCUUUGCAAGAAGCUGGGUCACUGCUCUUGGAAGCGUGAGCUCUGAUCAUGGCAUUGUAAGUAAACAGACUUGGGCUAAAGAUGAGUCUGAAAACAGUGUCGGCAUAGCUAAGAGAGCCUGAGUUCGAGACAGUGCAGAAGAAUAUGAGGCGUGAAAUGAGGUAACAACGAUCGGUUGUUAACAGGAAAGGGGAAGUUAUGAUCUGGGUAUGAAUCGGUUUUAGUUCGUUCAUGUUCCUGCAAUUGUCUAGCAACCUUGUCAGUGUGUUCCUGAGAUAUAGCCGUUUGGAUUCCAUCGUUUUCCGGCAGGUAAUGCGAACUAGUGACUACUGGGAGGAUUCUGUGUGUGCCAAUAUCCAUCCAGAGCACGUUGGAAGCAAACUGAAGGAGCUGGAGAAAGCAGAACUUCAAAUAGAAGAGGACGAACCGACGAAGUGAGGAUGGGUUAAUUCGUUUGAAGAACUUUC